Messenger RNA from Lentinula edodes (shiitake mushroom), 666 nucleotides. RefSeq lists its product as uncharacterized. Bases 1 to 666 code for a protein of 221 amino acids. The transcript is spliced from 6 exons. Lineage: Eukaryota; Fungi; Basidiomycota; Agaricomycetes; Agaricales; Omphalotaceae. The record is from RefSeq and is a predicted model, not a curated record.
AUGCAUUAUUCUCAACUCAUUAAAGUAUUCAUCUGUGUUGUGUCUGUCCUGCAUGUCUCCGCAUCUCCAUUUCCUGUCUCCGACAAGCUUGACACUGCAUCAUCUCCCGAGCUUGGAAAGCGCGCGAAAAUUCAGCUUUUCCAUAUCACUACUGCUGCUGCAGCAAAAAGUAUUAAAGAAGGUGGAGCGAAAUUACAAGUCAAGCCUACCAUAGGAGAUGAUUUCAAUCCCAAAGGGACAGGCGGGUUUUACGUAACAGAUAAUAAGAAGGCCAUUGUCGAUUGGUGCAAAGGCCGCAAUGCAGGGGGUGACAGAGCAAAGACCAAUUGCGCCGAAUUGAUUACCUUUGAAUUUGAUGAUUCUGCGCUGAGCAGUCUCAAGGUUCACAAAUUCGUAGGUCCUGCUGGUUCGGCGACAACAGAUCUAUCAACUUGGAUGGGCACCACCGAUUUCGAACAGUGGCAUGAGUUCACGUCACUGUGUACGCAUGGUGAACAAAACGAUGAGGAUGUUAAGCUCCCCGCGGAUCUGGCGAACUCCGGGAAAGAUUUGGAUUUGGUCAUUGGCCCCAUGGUUUCAACUGAGACGGUGAGACAAUAUGCAUUCAGGACCACGAAAGCAUUGGCACACCUCAAAUUUGUCAGUGCAGCAGCUUCGGGAGUUUGA